Molecule: messenger RNA, 1108 nt
Organism: Stylophora pistillata
Lineage: Eukaryota; Metazoa; Cnidaria; Anthozoa; Scleractinia; Pocilloporidae
Source: RefSeq, a predicted model, not a curated record
UUAUUUAUCGACUGCCGAAUGGUGCCCAAUCCUUUCCGAGAUCAACAAUAUCUCUGGGCCUGGUUACAUAACCUCAUCUUUUCGACUUAUCGAUCAAUAAUGGCGAUAAGUGACAGUUUAUACCGAUUUUUGCUAAGUUCAGGAAUUAUGGUCGGCGGUACUGGCUUGGCUUGGAUGUUAAUGAAAGUUCUUGUACCAACCAAAGAAGACAUGAUCAAGAAACUUCCAGCAGAGGCAACAUCACCCGAGGCCUUAGCCACACAAGACAGAAUAAAUGAGCAGUUUUUUAUGGUUCUUAAAGAAAACAUGAAUUCUAGCAAUCCAGCUUGGAAAGUCAUGGGGCUAAAGGAAGUAGAGGAAAAACAACAAAAAAGAAAAGAUCAGCAGCAGAAGAAGGAAGUGAAAUUAAAAGAAAAACAAUCUAGCGAGUUCACAACAGAAUAGAGUGAAGUUUCUAAGGUUACCACAGCUAUAAUUAAGAGAGUGGAAAACUUCCUGGUCAUUUAAAACAAGUAGCCUUCUUCAAAAAGGUUCAGGGCAUUCCAUCCAUUCUCUUACUUGCUGGAAUUUAAAGCAAGAAUACAGACUACCAUUUAUUUAAUUUUUUUCUGGCACAUUAUGUACUAAUUCAACGAACUUUUCCUUCAAGCAAGAGGUUUGUGGAAGAGUGCUUCAUUUUUUUUUUUUGGACUGAAACAAGAUAGGGGCUGAGUUAGUCUCAACUUUUUCUUAUCAGAAAUAGUUCAAUCUUUCUGAGAAAUAUUUGUGAGGAGGUUCUUAAAAUAAGAGAAAAGUUCAGAAAAUAUGUAAGUCUUUUCUUUUGAGCCAAUAUUGUUUAUCAAUAAGAAUCUUGUCAAAUUAUUGCAAAAAAAAACACCAAGUUGUAUAAAAAAAAAAUGGAUCAGUUUACUCGCCAUUUUUGUUUUGUUCAGAUGACCUUGACUUUGAAAUGUAACGAAGUGAACUUGGUUCACUCAUGAAAUAACUCCCUACACUUGUAGUUUAUUGAUGGAGGUUAUGUUUCCUAUAUUAUAAAUCUGCAUUCAUCUCUUGAAACAGCCAAGGUUCUUAUAGACCAUUGAAUAAAGGCUGAUAGUUUCGAAAGAAA